AUGAAUACAAUGAAUGAACAAGCUAUCCAUAUUUCUCCUUCUGAUCAAUUUCAUGGUUUUCCAUCAAGGUUUUUUCGCACUCGUAAAGGUCGUCUAUCGAAAAUUAUUAUAAUUGAAGUGAACAACAAAAACUUUGGCACCGUUUGGCCCAAACUAUUAGAUUCAGUGACAAAUGCAACGUUUAUUUCUAUUGAUUUGGAGCUCAGUGGAUUAGGGAUACCGAAAGGCUGGCAUAUAAAAUCGUUGGAAGAACAAUACGGUGUUAUACGAAAAAGCGCACAAUCUCAUUCAGUACUUUCAUUCGGUAUUUCAACUUUUCGAUUAAUAAAGCGUAAAGAAACGAAGGCCAAAAAGAACAUUGUAUUCAAAUGUCAGGUUUUCAAUAUACUCACGCUACAGUCUCCAUCUUUUGUCGUUGAAACCACUGGGUUGCAGUUCUUGUUGAAGCACAAGUUUGAUUUCAAUCGAUUGAUUGACCUCGGUAUUUCGUAUGAUAAUAUCUCUAAAGAUGUAAGUUUGCUUGUUCUUAUAAACGUUAAUUUUGGUUUCCUGAUUAAUUUUGCUGAGUUUUCUGAUGUAAUGUUAGUUUCAAUGUGGUUUGAGACGUCACGAUUAUUGAAUUUUUUUUUAAGUUCGUAGAC
Messenger RNA from Thelazia callipaeda (thelaziosis nematode), 641 nucleotides. NCBI's taxonomy places the organism in Eukaryota, Metazoa, Nematoda, Chromadorea, Rhabditida, Thelaziidae. The record is from the annotation of a GenBank genome assembly.